AUGAAGGAGCAACCACAUGAGCAGAGAAAAGUGGAGAGGCCAUACACUGUUCCUCUUCCAUACCCUCAAAGGUUCGACAGAGAGCUUAAGGACCAACAAUUCCCAAAGUUCCUAGAGAUUUUUAAGAAGCUGGAAAUCAAUAUUCCACUUGCUGAAGCCUUGGAACAGAUGCCUCUAUAUGCGAAAUUUCUCAAGGAUCUUAUCAACAAGAAGAAGAGUUGGGAUGAACGAGAAACUGUGAUCCUCACCCAGGAGUGCAGUGCUGUGAUUCAAAAAGGCUUGCCACCAAAACUCAAGCACCCUGGAAGCUUCUUUCUGUCAUGUACUAUUGGUAGCAUGCAAAUUAACAAGGCCUCGUAUGACUUGGGCUCAAGCAUCAAUUUAAUGCCCCUCUCCAUGAUGAGAAGACUAUCCAUAGAAGAGGUGAAGCCUACAAGAAUGUCCUUGCAACUAGCUGAUAGGUCACUUAUCAGACCCAAUAGAGUGGUAGAAAAUCUCCUGGUUAAGGUAAAAAAGUUCAUAUUCCCUGCUGAGUUUGUCAUUCUAGACUUGAAUGAAGAAGGAAAUGAUUCCAUCAUAUUGGAAAGACUUUUUCUAGGCACAACAAGGACCAUUAUAGAUGUAGAGAAAGGAGAAAUGAUCUUGAGGGCACAUAAGGAGUAA
Messenger RNA from Arachis duranensis, 663 nucleotides. RefSeq lists its product as uncharacterized. The transcript has a single exon. The coding region runs from base 1 to 663 and encodes 220 amino acids. NCBI's taxonomy places the organism in Eukaryota, Viridiplantae, Streptophyta, Magnoliopsida, Fabales, Fabaceae. The record is from RefSeq and is a predicted model, not a curated record.